UUGUCACAGCACUCAUAUGCACAUCCCUAUCCUAAGACAGACACUGUUAAAGAAGAAAACGGGGACAAGGGUGACUUAUUCUAUGCUAGCUAUGAAGCAAGUGAUUGUGUGACAAUUGAAGUCCCUUGCGAGGAUCAAACAGAAGAACCGGCUCCAAUUAAAUUGGACACCGACUUCAAUAAACUGACGGACAACUGUUUGGACAUCACAUUGGAAUCGGAUAUGAAAUUAUUGUCACCGUUGCCGAUGUCAAUAAAGUCUGCGGAUGAAAAUGUAUUGGCAGUGUCCCCGACACACAGUAAUUUGAGUUCUGACUUGGGCUACGAGUCACUCUCCUCCCCGCUGAGUGAACCAGAAUCUAUGGACCUGUCAGACUUUUGGUGUGAAUCGUUCCCGGAGCUGUUCCCGGACCUGGUGUAA
This is a messenger RNA of Danaus chrysippus (African queen), 420 nucleotides long. NCBI's taxonomy places the organism in Eukaryota, Metazoa, Arthropoda, Insecta, Lepidoptera, Nymphalidae. The record is from the annotation of a GenBank genome assembly.